AUGAUUUUAGAUGAUGAAUCAAAUUAAUAAUAAAGGUAUGUUGGAAUAAAACAAAUUCAUGUUUCUAGAUUGAAUGUCCCUAAAAUUGUCAAGAAUGUGAAUACUAUGAUACAAAAGUUGGUAUAACCUUAUAUUGAUUAUAAUAGAAUAUCUUGGAUACAUUUAGUUUUGGAUAAAAUACCAAUUUAAAAUUGAAUUAGAAUUUUGAAUAAUAAAUACAUCAAAGAGAUCUUCUUAAAUCAUAUAGAAUUUCAAAGUAUUAAAAAAUCAAAUACAAUUAGGCUUUUUAACAAUUUGAAAUGAUAUUUAUCAAUGAUACUGAGCAAAUUAUUUUUUAGAAUCUAUAUAUUUAAAUCUAUAAUAUAUCAGAAUCUCAAUGUGAGUAUUCUAGAUUUAAUAAAACGAACUUAAUUUUUGGAGGUAAAUGGAAAAGAUAAGAAUUUACUAAAAUACUCAUACUUGAAUCUCAUUAUGCGUUAACCUAUACAUUUACAGUUAGUAUUAUUGAUUUGUCAGAAAAAGAUAAAUAAACAGGAUUUUUUUAUUAAUUUGAUUGAGGAGAAUACAAUUUUAUCAAUCCUAAAGAUUUAAUCUAAAUUGAUGGGGAUGCUAAUAAGCCUGAUUCGAUAGUUUAAUAUUGCAAAUAUUUCAAAAAUACAAAUAACGAUAUUAUAAUAGCUAUUGGCUGUAAUACAAAUGGUUAUUGUUUUUUGAUGAUUAUUAUUUAAUUAUCCAUAAAUGCACAUCAUAUUGCAAACUAUGUAAUGGACCAACAAAAUCUUAAUGUCUGGAGUUCACCAGAUAUUCUUAUGAAUUUGAUUAUAAAACUAAAUUAUCUAAAUCUGGCUAUUUUUGAAAGCGAUGAUAAUAUGUGCCAAAAAUGA
Paramecium sonneborni is the source of this 884-nucleotide messenger RNA. The record is from the annotation of a GenBank genome assembly. NCBI's taxonomy places the organism in Eukaryota, Ciliophora, Oligohymenophorea, Peniculida, Parameciidae.